UUGAGUAAGACUAGUGUUUACUCAGCGCAUGCUAGCUAUUCGAGAGACCAUAGUCAGGAAAUGAAGUAGAACGUGUGUAUAUAUUAGGUCAGUUUAAACUACCGUGUCAGCCAUACGGAAAUCAGCUGGGAAAGAGGCAGUGGAAUUCGGAGUUUAAGGAUCAUUUGUCAAUGGAUCGUCAGGACGCCGCUAAAAUACGUGCUCAUAUGGAUUAUAUCAUCGGAAACCUGGACGUUACAGAUUUUCAGACUGAACUUGUAGGGAAGGGAUUGACACUGGAUUCUAUCAAUGAAAUUGAGGAGUUAGAAUCAGUUCGUGAUAAAAAUGAAAAAUGUCUAGAAUAUUUAAUGCAAUCUGAAAAUAGUUCAUAUCAGACGCUUAUUGACCUCCUAAGAAAAAAUCAUUAUUUUAAAGUUGUGAACAAACUCGAAAGUGGUCUGCCGCCUGAAACAGCAUCAAAUAAGGAAGAACUUUGCAAACCAUGUAUCCAUGUACCUGAAAACAAACGGAACAUAUGCCUUCGAGAAGUGGACUUGGUGCAUCUGUCUGGUACAGUUUCUCCAAAGGGAAAGUUAGCGUGGUCCACAUGUUUAGGUAUAUCUCAAUACGAUGUGGAACACAUAGAAAUGGACAAUCAUCACAGUCCUACACAAAUGAUGAAAAUUCUGUUACAUUGGAGGAAUAUACAUGGAAAGGGUGCGACGUUAGGUGUGUUAAUGGAUAAGUACAAUGAAGCUCUAGACAAUGGUGUUAACAUUAAUAUAGAAGAAUUGGACAAGCUCAUCGCUGACAUAAAGGGAUGACAGCGAUGCGCAGAAGAUGCUGAUCAUUCUAAAAUGGCCGAGAGCCGUUUCGCGGUUUUUACCUAUAUUUUGCUUUUACACUCAUCUUUUGUAACAAAUAAAAAUAAAGCAAUCUAUGAACAAACCACAGUAUUUCCAUGACAACCGU
Messenger RNA from Pecten maximus, 951 nucleotides. RefSeq lists its product as uncharacterized. The transcript is spliced from 3 exons. The record is from RefSeq and is a predicted model, not a curated record. Gene Ontology annotation, molecular function: protein binding. Bases 171 to 803 code for a protein of 210 amino acids. Gene Ontology annotation, biological process: signal transduction. NCBI's taxonomy places the organism in Eukaryota, Metazoa, Mollusca, Bivalvia, Pectinida, Pectinidae.